AUGUCGUCUAAUAGAGAGAGAAUAGAGCCAGUAAGAGGUGCUACUUUACCGGCAUCCACGACUCCUGAGCAGAGAUACUGGAGAGGGUUUACAAACUCGCAGUUAGUUAAGGAGCAUAAUGCAGUUACGCACAUUGAUUUCGAUCACAAUAAACCGCACGAUUUUGCAGUGACAUCAUCCACCAGGGUUCAGAUAUUUAGCUCAAAGACGAGAAAGGUGAUUAAGAGUUUUACGCGAUUCAAGGACACUGUCUAUUCUGGAGAGUUUCGACAGGACGGCAAGCUUUUAGUGGCUGGAGACGGGAGUGGACUAGUUCAAAUCUACGAUGCUCAUCAUCCGAGGACUCUCCUUGUGACAAUAAGACCGUCAUCACAUCCAACGCAUGUGACGAAGUUCCAUCCAUCGAUCUCCACUCAACUUCUCACGUGUUCGGAUGACCGUGUGGCACGAUUGUACGAUAUCUCGGACACUCAAAAGCCACUUGCAAGUUUUGGAGAUCACCAGGAUUACGUGAGAAGCGGAUUAAUUGUACCAGGCUCCGGACUUGUAGUCACAGGGUGCUAUGAUAACGUUGUUCGUGUAUUUGAUCCACGGAGCAGCUCCACCAAUGCUAUAAUCAGCUUUAAUCAGCAGGCACCUGUGGAAGAGGUGCUUUCACUUAAUCCUACCACGUUGGUUUCUUGUGGAGACAACGGAAUUAGGUGUUGGGAUUUGGCGGCAGGUAAGUGUAUUCAAAGCUUAAACAACUUCACCAAGACAGUAACAUGCCUGUGUGACGCUGGAGAGAGAGGAAUAUUGGCCGGAUCUAUGGAUGGUCACGUGAAAGUAUUUGAUAAGACGAGUAUUAACUGGGAGGUGAAGUUUGGGUGGAAGUUCGGUUCGGGAGUGUUGAGUUGUGGUGUUUCUCCUAGUCAUAAGCAUCUCGUUGUAGGACUUAAUAGUGGCUUACUUACGAUCAGGACUAGAAAGACGGAGCCAAAGGUGAAGCAAGGUGUUAAACUACCCAAGAGUCACGCCUUUUCUAGGAUGAUAAGGGGAGCAGAGUAUCACGGUGAAUCCGAGCAUCAUAUAUUAGACGAUAAGGCAUCCAGUGGAUCCAAUGGCAAGAAAUUGAAGCAAUUCGAGAAGGAUUUGAAUGGCUUUAGAUGGGGUGAUGCAUUAGAUCAUGCUUUAUUGUCAGGAAUAUCCAGGGAUCUUACAGUGACAUGCCUGGAGGAGUUAAAAAAACGUGGUAAAGUUCAUAUGGCAUUAUCAGGACGUAAUGAAACUAAUUUGGAACCUCUUCUUACGUGGUGUUAUAAGACGAUUGAUGAUCCAAGAGACGUUAACAUCAUAGCAGACUAUUUGGCUUGUAUUAUGGAGAUGUACAGUGAUUUGAUUGAGAGACAACCCGUUAUAGAGGAGUUGGUUUGGAAUAUCCAGAAGAAGUUGGGUCAAGAGAUAAAGAAGUGUGAAGAAGCACUGCAGAUUACAGGAAUGCUCGAAUUGUUGAGCGCAUAA
Molecule: messenger RNA, 1500 nt
Organism: Brettanomyces nanus
Lineage: Eukaryota; Fungi; Ascomycota; Pichiomycetes; Pichiales; Pichiaceae
Exons: 1
Coding region: 1-1500 (499 amino acids)
Biological process (GO): positive regulation of transcription by RNA polymerase I; rRNA processing
Cellular component (GO): nucleolus
Molecular function (GO): protein binding
Source: RefSeq, a predicted model, not a curated record